UAAUAUCCGAGAUCUGUAUAUAUCAUAUAGCAAACUUCCGAUUAUAUUCAACUUCCGACCGACACUCACACCCAUUUCAUUUAUCGAUGCUGUAACUGAACAACAAGAUGCAUCGUGAACUACAAGUAGAAUGUAAUUUUCAAUAACGGUUUUGUAUAUUGUGGAGGAUUUCCAUGUUUUUGCAGUUGUGCCUUUUGUACUAGGUUUGCCAGUGGCCUUGCAAACCCAGACAGCUGAUGGAUUGACGUUGAGAGAUGACAGGUAACUAGGAGACAUCUUACACACUAUUCUGACGAUGACUGAUCUUCUGUCUCUGAAGCAAGCCUUCUGUGAUAUUGUCCAGAGGGCCCAGCCAUGGAUCCUGUCCCACUUCGUCAUGUGGCUGGAUCUGAAGGUGGCAGAGUACAAGGUCUAUGGCUACAUGGUUCUAGAACAAGGCACAAGCCUGACCAGUGACCCCAAGAACUCGUCAGAAUCUACAGCAAGAACAUCUUCCAGUAGCUCUGUCACCUCCUUCACUACUGCCACAAGUGAUAAAUCUAACCUCUCUGCUUCUCAGCAUACCUCACCACGAGCACCAUGUUUGGUCGUUCCCAAACCCAGCCUCUCUACCGACCGCAUCCCCACCUCUUCCUCCACCUCCUCCAUCUCUGCCUCGACAACACCCAUCUUCAAGCACCCCCUGUUUGGAGGAAGGACGAACAGACGCAAACAACAGCAGGUGUUCCGUAGAAGCUCAGCUUCCUUGUUAACUGCUCUCAGUAGCGGCAUCUACAACUCGGUCGGGGCUCGGGACGACAGAAGGAAGGAGGAGUAUUUGGGAUCUGUUGGUCUGCAUCCUCAGGAAUCGGACUUGUCAAUAUCCUCCAGUGUGUCACAGUCAGGGACGCCAUCCAAACAUGCUCAGGGGUCAGAGUCGGUCAUGGAUUUGGAUAGUCCAGAAACGGAGAGUCAUAACUUGUCAUGUAGUUCUUUUGUUUCACAGUCAGUCAGCCCAUCGGCGAAUGUUGCAACUCCAACAAAGACCAGGCGGUCUCUAAACAGUUUGUUUUCAGAUUUACAUCCUGAAGACAGAUCCGAUUCGGGUGAUACAGAAACAAAGCUUAAAAGUAGACUUGUAGAAGCUAUGGAUGAUGAUGUGCAAGUGUUGUCUAGUCAAUAUGAAGAAUCAAGUUCAAGGUCAAAAGGGGACAUUAUCGUGGUGGAUGAAGAAGGAGAUGCUGGACAAGAGAGAACAACUACAGGUCUUUCUGAAGAUGGUACUUCGACAUGUGAUGGAAACUCAGAAGUUGAUACUGUCAAGACCGCAUCUACAGAUUCAGUCGAGGAAACAGAAUUUAGAAGUGAAUCCUCAGGUGAUAAAGACCAAUGCUCAAAUGACAAUAUGCCGCCUGGAAAUGAUACACAAUGCUCAAGCUCACUGCCAGUGUCAUCCACAAAAAAUGACACGGCAUCCUCUGAUGAGACAUCUGCAAACAGGAAUAAAAAAUCUCUGAUAAACAAAGAUGAAACUCAACCUUCAAGUAAAACACAGAGUCCAUCGACCUCAACCACAACACACCAGGACUCAUCAUCGACCGGUGUCAAUCCUCAACUUGUCAAAGAAGAGUCACUCUUGGAUGAAAUUCAGAUCAAGCUGGAGCCGGUUGACACUUCGCCUAAUGAUUCGUUCUUCAACAGUCCAAACUACAUGAACCAACCGUCAUCAUCCGACUCUGGCAACCUUCUGCAACAACAGCAGUUUGCCUACAGCAGCAGUAGCAGCAGGUCCAGCCCAGGCUACCUCGAGGGCAUCGACUGGAACGCAAUCAGUUACAACCAGUAUCUUGACAGCAGCCAGGGCUUUCACAGCGGGGCAGAAACAAGUCCAUCAUCCAGCAAUCAAGAUGGCCGAUCUGGUCGCAGGGAUGUUGACAUAUCCCCAAACACCCAAUCGAAGAGCGACCCAAACCUAACCUGCAACUUGUGUGGAGCAGUGUUCAGGUUCAAGUCCUCACUGUCACGACACAAGACACUUCAUGGAGAGAAGCGCUUCCACUGUUUUGUUUGUCCUAAGGCAUUCCAUCGUCGUGAGCACCUUCUUCUGCAUCUACAACGUCAUGCUAACAGCGCCAUGAUCACUUGCCCGGUGUGUCACAUGCAAGCUUCAAGCGUCAAACACCUUGAGGAACAUUACCGACUCAAUCAUGGCCCGUUCAGGCGAACCGGUGUGCCGCCAUAUUUAACCAGGGACAACUCAAGGUAGCAAGACACAAGAGAUCAGUCACUUCUUAUUAGCUUGUCAAUUUGUAUUUGUGCGUAAUCUGAGAACUUUAUUGUCGUUUUUUCAAUGGUCUUUCAAAAGUUGUAAUACGUGUCUUUCUUGCAUGUGUUAUAUAUUGAAUAUGACACAUGAUAUUGGAAUUUAAUGCCAGUUUUUGUUCUACACAAUGGAGAAAGUCCAUUGACAGCUGGUCUUGUAGAAUACAGAAACCACAUUAGUGAAUUAUUUGAAUUUGAAAAGUGAUCCAAAUGAAGCUUUGUUCACAAGUAAGACUGGAAACUAUGUUACAAUCUUCCUAUUCUCACAGAAUUUUUAUAAAACAUGGAUGAGUAAUGAUUCAUCAGUGCUUAACUACAGCCGAUACAUAAGCUGUGAGAUCACAAUACACUCCAAAUAGAUCAUAAAUAUAUCAAUUUACUUCAAUAGGGGAAGUAUCAUAGUGCCACCUGUAAGCAUGGAGGAACACAAGGUGGACAAAAAUGGUGCAUAUAUAAGCCUGUUCUGGACAAAUUUGGAGUUUCGAAACACCUUGUACAGAAAGAAAGUCUCACAGAUUGUGUCAAGCAGUGAUCUCAGUAAUGUCAUCAUGUCAUACUGUUGACUGUUGAUUGUGAUACCAGCAGUACUAUUAGUAUGCAGAGAUGUCAACCUGUACGAUUUUAUCAGUCGCUACGAAUUUUUGCCUCAAACUACGCCAAUAUGAUUGCACUAGAAAUUCUAUGAAAUUUGAAGAAAAUUAAUUAAAAUUCAGAUAUAUAGUCAAAAACAUAUUUAUUUUUGUUGAUUAAAUACAUUUUCGCCAAAAAAAGACAAGAAAAAAUUUAAUGCUGAUAAUUUGAAAAUCUGCUGUUGGAGGCAUGUGAAGCUUCACUCUUGAUUAGUGUCAUAUUAUCUUUCUCAAAAUCCAUCAUGAUUUUAAGUAUUUAGUUGACUACUAAUUUUAAUACUUGAAACUACGAUUAGCAACACUGGGGUUGGCAUCUCUGAGUAUGUAUUGUGUUAAAUAUUGUAUCAUGAAAUCUCGGCGAUUCUCAGGUCUAAUGGUCAGCCUGUAUGGACACUCUUCGAUAGUGUCUGUACCUUGCUUUCUUGUUGUCAGCAACUUCAGGCUAACCAGUGAGGAGUUCAAUAUGUUAAUAGAAAUGUUGAUU
Haliotis rubra (blacklip abalone) is the source of this 3414-nucleotide messenger RNA. Its product is annotated as A-agglutinin anchorage subunit-like. Lineage: Eukaryota; Metazoa; Mollusca; Gastropoda; Lepetellida; Haliotidae. Bases 296 to 2245 code for a protein of 649 amino acids. The record is from RefSeq and is a predicted model, not a curated record. The transcript has 4 exons.